Spirometra erinaceieuropaei is the source of this 4460-nucleotide messenger RNA. The record is from the annotation of a GenBank genome assembly. Lineage: Eukaryota; Metazoa; Platyhelminthes; Cestoda; Diphyllobothriidea; Diphyllobothriidae.
AUGGCUGAACAGAAGAAAAUUCGAGAGGAAUUUAACAACGCUCCAGUGAAAACUCUUGAUACUCUAAAGUCGGAAUUAGCUGAAUUACAGAGCGCAGUCAUUGCGGUUUCCUCCGGUUCUCGCAAGCAGAGUGUGCAAGCAGCUCAUCUGAACGAGGAAGCUCUAAAGGUAAGAACAGAGUGUCGGCUGGCACAUUUUCUUUUUUUCUUCAGUUGGAAAGGAGUUUCGCCAUGGUACAGAAGACUCCUGAUCUUGCUUAUGACUCUACCCAAGACAGUCCUGCUCUUACGCAGUACUUUAAUAAGUUCAUUACGUCUUCUGGCGAUCGUGUGCUGAGGUACAAGCAGGAAGUCCAGGCAAUCGAGGAACUUUUGUCUUCAAGGGCACGAGCGUCCCUCACGCCAAAGGGUAACUCACUUAAUUCUUUAUUACUGGCCUCUUCUAGAACUUGCUGAAGUGUUACGAAAACUUGACGAGCAGUUUAUUUCGCUUGCGGCACAGCUUUACACAGCAAAGGAGGAUGUAAACGUACGUGUUUUCCCGAAAUAAGUGGUCGGUCGAAUGAUGCCAACACGUCCUAUCUCCUCUCAUUUUUUUUCACAACCCAGCUAUCUAUGAUAUGCCAGAUUUUCGACCGAGGGUGUAUAAUUUUAGUUCAAAUGUUUAUUAGGUCAGACUAGAAAGUACAAAACUCAUAGCCAGAGAAUCUUUUUGCGUGAAAUCUCAAGUCACAGAUCUCCCAGACUUGUGCCUUCAUCCAGCUACGAGUUGUUACAACUACGUUUGAGAUUUGCUCGGUAAUCUUUUCUGUUGGACGCAUAGGUCGAGUGUAUUUUUGUCUGACCAACCAUCAUAUAAGGCCCUUUUCUAGAAGACUGUUUUGUGUUUGCGUAAACUCUAAAUAUUCCUCAGCGGAAAUCUCCCAGAACCAUAUUAGUUUCUUCCUGUUAAUUGUGUGGAGGAGAAUUUAAAUUUGGCCAGACAACUAACAGGAAUGGUUGAUCUAGCUCAGAGAUAGAGCACCCGACCAGGUUUGGGAAGGCCGGCCAUAUGGGUCUGUCUCCCAGAAAACGUCCUCUGACUGAAUUAGUUCCAUAUUUCCCAUAAUUCGUCUCAUGAAUGGUUUGAAAAAAGCCCCUGUCUGUUUGGUCUGUCGCAUUCAGCUAUGGUCCUUGGGAAAAAGCUGACAGCAUGCAAAAUGGCGUGGUCAGUGGUUGUUCUCGUUCAUAUUUGAUACAUCACUGGUCGUGCCUGGUCUAACCGGCAUCAGAUCUGAAAUUGUCAGCCGCUCCCUUCCUGGUCGGACACAGAGUCUCCACCUAGGUCAGCGGUUAGCCCGUGAUGCUCUCACGUUAGCAGGUACUUCGCCGAUCACCUAACAUUUUUGUCGACAUUUUUACGCAGAUCAUAAAGAAUCUCUGAACGAUGCACCGUUUUCUCAUCUCCAUACAAUAGUUCGCGGUGUUAGCAAACCAUCUCCUGCCUUUUUGCCUUUAAACCCCACUAAUCUGUUCUUUUCAACACCUGUUUUUCUAGGCCGUGAAAAUGCAGUUUUUACGGCAAUUCCGCACAACGAACGGCGAAAAGCCACUUAUUUCGCUGUCAGAUCUCGAAACUCCACUGCCUCAGACCUCCUUUGAUCUGCUUGAGAAGGACUUCAAGAAGUCUUCCGCUCUUGGCCACACACCCUACGGCCCUUCACCCUUCUCCAUGUCUGCUGCCGACAGUCCUGCAUCGACCGUCGCCGUAUCCGUACAGCCUACAAUGACGUCUGGCACCCAAGGCCUUCUUCAAACCUUGACAACCACCGGAAACCCCAACACUCUUAGUGGAGGUUUAUUCUCGCUAGGUGGAACUCCAGGCAAGUCCGCCUCAUAUAUUUCAGUCCCUUCCGGGUUGGUCAUUCGUGAUGUAGGUUGUCGUGCAUGUCAACCGUAUGCGCAGACGUGAACAAGGCGCUGAUUGGAAUCUUGAAAUAAGUUGCCAAUGCGGAAACGCAGUCAACAAUUGAUUCGUACAUUGGGUGCGCUGGUUUUCAGUCGAAUAUUUUCUUAUCCCUAUCUUCCGGACGUACUCACUGAAGUCUCUGCUGAGGCGAAGCACACGUUUUCUGCCUUCCACAACCCACUUACUCCUUUUCCAUGUUGCAGGCACGUUGUCACACAUGUUCGCACCGAUUCGUGACAGACCGUCGGGCGACGCUGGGUCAGUUGGCAGGUUUCGCUCCCUGCUGUCAGCAUCAGCAAUCUUAUGUCAUCGGAGGGUUUCCGCUCCAAGUCUACUGAGCCAAUUUCGGAGUCAUCCCAGAAGAGGGGAAUGGAGGGUAAAGUUGAUGGGAUUUCGGGCUGAGAAUGUAUGCAUCGGUUGUCAGCGCGGGCCAUGUCUCACACCAAUCCACAAGAGUUGUACUGCUAGAGGCGUUAUGUUGGUAGAAGCGAGCGGGCGAGUUCCAGGGAGCAGUUCAGAAGACGAAGAUGCGAUCACUGGAACAAGAAAUUUAUUGGCCUGACGUUCCGGAUUCUGACUCGAACCCAUUAUCAGAGGCAGUCGACUGUCUACUGAGGUAUACAUUGUGCAGUUGGGAUCCCUUGUAGUCAGGCUUCGGACAACUAUAAAUGUUGGGCAACGAAAAUUGGACCGGACGUCUCAAGCCAUCUAGACCACCCCGUUUCGUUGUCGGAGUAUAAAGUUUUGGGUAAAGAUAAUUUGAUACCAAACACCUGCGACGACCCUUCUGUUAUUCCCUUUCAAGGUACUUUAUUGAGUUUAUAUAAACAUUGCGAAAUCGGGUUAGGCUUUUCCCAGCUUGAGACCGUUGUGACUUGGAGCGAGUUUAAUUUAAAAAGCGCCAACACACCCUUAGUCGCGAAUCGCGUAAAUUCUGCAUAUCUAACAGCAUUAAACGUCUGUUCGAGCACUGUUUCAUGCUUUAGGCGAUACACCCACGCUGAGUUUCUUUACGGCAUAUCAUUUGCGCGACCGCAUACCGUCUGAUACUCUCCAUCGCAGUUUCAGAGUGCAAUUAAUCUAUCAGGGAAUAAAAGACUAGACACAGAAGAGAAUAGUUUAUUAGCCUGAGCUUUUCAACUGGUCUACGGGUCCGUUAUCAGGGAUGUGUGGGAAACGACAAAAUGAUUGUGAUGGCGAAUCUCGUGCACCUGCGACCGGCUGCGCCACUCCCGGCGACUACCGCCAAUCAUGAGACUGGCCUGGGCCCUUCAUCUUGGAGGGUAAGGGGGGGGGGCGGUCCGGGGUGCUCGACUGGCUGAUUACCGGGUUCACACCCAUGCUUUUUCUCCCCCCUUGCCCGAUUAUCAACGUGACAGCAGAGCCAAAGAUGAAACUUCGUUUCGGACCGUAAACCGUCGCUUUGUCUUUGUUUUCGUAUCGUUCGAUCUGCAUUUGCUGGGGACAGUCAGGGUGUGACGGCAGUGGCAACUGGCGAAGCCAGGACUGAUGUUCACUGCGUCCAGUCAGGCCUGAGACUCCCUGAGACAGUUGUGGUAGCCGCUUUUGUAGGCUCGUGGGCCAAGCUCAGGUGGUGGCCAGUCAGUGUGUGUUGCAUUUGCUGAGGGAUGGUGUCCCAGUGGCUUAGGUUAUGGUUACAGGGGGAAGGUGCGUCCAAGUGGCCGCAUGGGCAGAUGCGGCUGUGCGGCCGCAGGUGUGCCCGGGCUGUCGGUCGUGUGACUUCAGGUCAGCACGUCUGGAACGGUUCACUGCAAAAGGGUGAAUGACCUUGAGGCAGCAGGGUCUUAAAAAAUGACGCCAGACCGGUCAUGAUGGCCGGCCGCCACAAGGGCAUGAAAUGUGACAGACGGCAUCUGACUACCUACCCUGGUUCUCACCCUCCCUCGAUGUCGGUGGUCUAAUUGAGCAUUAUGGCCACAGCUCACUGUGCGGGCAAUGCAUUUCAUGGCCUCGGAGGGACCUCUGGUGUAAGGCUCUGCCUCCUUGCUGUAAGGCCACGGACGCCUGAUGACGAAUUGGUCCGUCCACGUUUGCUUCCUAGGUGCUCCAGUGAUUGAAAGUCCCUCCGAAAGCUGAGGCCAACAGGCGCUUUCCGGUGUUUGGCCCUCCCUUAACGGGAGAAACUCCCCCCCCCCCGGUUAUGCAUGUUCUACCCUAUAGUCAUGAAGUUCCUCGUUUUGCAUUCAGGUACAACAACUACGACUGCCGGUGCUACCCCAGGUUUCUCGGUCGGGUCAGGCUUGACGGGCGCCUUUGGUGCCACCUCAACAGCAGCACCCACAACGACUUCUGCUUUCGGGUUUGGGCUGGCAAAACAGCCGUCUGCGACACCCACUCCGACCUUUGGCUUUGCAACUUCGACCGCAGCCACUCCCGCGACGACCAGUGCAUUCGCUUUCGGCACACCCGCCGCCACCACCGCCACCACGACUACAACCACAUCCUCCUUCUCGCCUUUUGGUGGAAAGAGUUUAUUCGGCCUGCCGAAAUGA